CUGUACUAUUUCCCCCGCAGGCCACCACUCCCUCAGCUGCUGUUUUUUUUUUUUCACUCCCAACCCUUUGCCUACCUCCUCCCCUCCCAUUCCACCCCUUCCGCUUUUACACGACAGAUUUUUAGUUUUUCAUGAGACCUGAGACCGCUGAUCUACUUCGAGGACGCAGCUGCGUUGGCUAUUGAGGACUCUUAUUCGGGGGUUCUUCAGGCAGGUGAAGGGAGCGGGAUGUGGCCACCCACACUGAUUCUGGAUCUGCUCUUGUUGGUCAGCUGGUCCUGCUUCGCUUGUUGUGAACAAUGGUCUUACAGACCUCAGAACUGCACGCUUGAAUGCAUCCGCCAGGGAGAUCCGAGAUGUGAAUACUGCAGAAUCUCAGCAGACGAUGUACAGAUAUUUCCCAGCAUUCCUUCCUCCAGCCCUUUUGGAAGUUGUGUGCCUUGGCCUUGUCACUCUUUUCUAGGUCAGGAAACCCCAGAGGUUUGCCAGCAUUAUGUUCACGCACCACGCAAUAUUCAGAUUGAGUUUAAAGCCAGUGAAGAACCAACAUAUGAGGCUAUUACUGUGUCAUGGAACCCAAGCCAAUACGGUAUUGAGUUCUUACGUGGAUUUCAAGUAACCCUUCAGGCUCUUGGUGGAUCUCAGAUCUCAUGUCAACUCUUUCUCCUGGGUACCAAUCUAUCGCUCGCACCUGCGCAUGCCCAGAGAGUGUAUCGCUCCGAUCCUUUCACGCAUCUGUCUUUGGAUAGCGAGUAUGCCGUGACUGUCAUGGCACUGCCCGUUCCUGAGCGGUGGGACCAGUUCUAUCAGAGGAAAAAGUUUUUUACGCGCAGUAAGCUAAAAAACAAACCCUCAUGUCCUGAAAAAAAUGGUCUUGAGGAGUGUAAAAAAGACUGGUAUCCCAGAUACGUUGAGGUCCACCAGGAGAACCUGGAUGUUUACGUGACCUUUAACCUUGCACCCGAGAGCUUCGAAGUCCGUCAGUAUUUUUCAUCAUGUUUCGGAGGCGGAAAGCGAAAUAACACAAGCGUCAAACCGGAUUUCAUUCUUAAUAAGACGCAUCACACAUACCAGUUGCAGAAUAUCCAAGCGGGUACGAAUUACAGCUGCGAGAUUUCCGCUGAUGUUGUGGACGCAGUCAGGAAAACAUUUGUUGUUGUAGUAAAACAUACUUUUGAAGAGAGGCCGACGUCAAACUUACCAGAGGGCUCUUCACUAAUGGUGCUCUUGUGCGUGGGAAUCCUGCUUGCUGCCACAGCACUGCUCACCUUCAUUGUUGUCUACAAGAAAAGACUCAAAAAGGAAAUGACCAAACUGAAACCAGAGAUCAUUGAACAGUACUGUGACAAAAAUCUGGAUGAAGGACAUUGUGUUUUGCUGGACAGAACGAUCCGCCCCCCUCGCCUCCUGAUUUGCUACUCAAGUUAUGAUGGUCCCGCCCAUGUCAGAGUUGUGCUGCAAUUGGCUGCGUUUUUGCAAAAGCACAUGGGAACCCAAGUGCAUUUGGACUUGUGGGAAGCCUUGAGCAUCAUGGAGGAGGGCAAUAUGGGGUGGCACUGCAGGAGAUUGACGGAGUGUGACUUUGUGUUGGUCAUUUGUUCACAAGGACUCCUUCAGAAGCAGAAUAAGCAGUCUGAGGACGAGGAACUAAUGGAGAACACCGCUUUGGUGAUGGUUUCCAUGAUCGGAGAGGAGAUGUGCCGUGCCAAAGCGAUGGGUCGAGACCUCUGCAAAUACAUGGUGGCCACUUUUGAGUACUCACAAGAGUCUGAUAUCCCCACGGCACUUGGUCUCGCUUCAAGAUACACCUUGACUAAAGACCUGCCCUUGCUCUUCUCCCAUCUUCACGGAGUGGCUUUGCAGAAGCCCGGAGUUUACCUACAGGUGGAGAAUAUUUCAGAAAGUGGGUACUGUAAACUCCCAGCCGGGGCCGCGCUACAGCUGGCCAUCCAGCAGGCCACGGCACAGUUCUCUGAAGAGCCGAAUGAAGAGGAACGUGUAGGAAUUCCGAUCAUUUCAUAAGGACUGCAUCAAAAAACUGCGUCAAUUAAUGGACUCCCUUCAUCAUUCCAACAAAACAAAGAAAUGAGUGUUAUUUGAGAUUAGUCCCUUUACUGACAGAUUCCACCCGGACUUCUUUUACAGCCACUAGUAGGUCUUAACUAUCUUUUGAAUGCCAGACUAUAAAAUCGCACAAUGUUUUUUUUUUAUUUUAUUUUAUUUUUUUUAUGUAAAAGCCCAUUUUUGUUUAGCAUCUUGGGAGGUUAUUGUGAAAAAAGGAAAAGAGGGAUGUUGAAGUAUAUUGAGGUCGUCGAAUGCUGUGAAUGAUUUUUUUUUCUCCAUAUAAAUGUGUAUUUAUUUUGUCUUAUUUUUGUUCUGUUGCUUAUGUACAAUGAAUAUUUAUAGUGAUUGCAUGCACUUCCACUACAAAUUGUUGCAGUCUUAAUUGUUGUACCUCUAAACAGUGCAUGAAAUUUCCUCUACAAUUAAAACAUACCCAUGUCGCAGUGAGUUUGCAGGGCGGUAAAAUAGGUGUAUGAGCUAAUGCAUUAAUCAUUACAUAAAAUGUUUACGAAACUGUACGAAUGCAUGACGUUUUACAAAUAAACUUUCAUCACUUUUGUAAAAAAAAA
Puntigrus tetrazona (Sumatra barb) is the source of this 2633-nucleotide messenger RNA. RefSeq names its product interleukin-17 receptor D. NCBI's taxonomy places the organism in Eukaryota, Metazoa, Chordata, Actinopteri, Cypriniformes, Cyprinidae. Bases 229 to 2022 code for a protein of 597 amino acids. Gene Ontology annotation, molecular function: interleukin-17 receptor activity. The transcript has 12 exons. The record is from RefSeq and is a predicted model, not a curated record.